AUGGAGAACACUAAUUUCAAUUGGGUUUUCACUGGUAUUUAUGCACCUAAUGCUAAUAACAAUAGCGCAAGAAAUCUAUUUUGGAGGGAGAUAGAGAAGGUGAUAUGUUUUUUGAAAUUACCCUGGAUAAUUGGAGGCGAUUUUAAUGAAAUUCGAUUUACUCAUGAGAGGUCUACUGGUGGUGAAGAUUCAGUUGGUAUGAGUAGAUUAAACAGAUUCAUUUCUCAACAUGAGUUGUUUUAUUUACCUUUACAUGGAGGUACUUAUACCUGGACAAACAAUCAGUUCAACAAUAUAAGAAGUCGCAUUGAUAGAAUUAUGGUUUCACCUGAGUGGGAGCAGCAAAUUCCUAAUCUAAUGCAGCAAGCCUUGUCAAGACCAUGCUCUGAUCAUAGUCUCAUUGAUCUUUCAUGUGACGGUGUUAAGUCAGGUAAUGUUGGUUUCUCUUUUUGUAAGAAAUUGCAACUGUUAAAACCAAAGUUAAGAGACUGGAGCAUAUUGGAAUAUGGAGAUAUGGAUAUGAGACUGGAUGAAUUGGAGAACACUUUUACUUCUUUAUAUGCUGAGGAAAAUCUCAAUGAUGGUCUUUCUGAGGAACAAUUGAAUACUAGGCUGCAGGCAAGGACAGCUGAAGGCUACUUUAAAUCCAAAAAAGGAAUUAGAAUAGCGGAUCCUUUAUUCCCCUUUAUUUUUCCUUUAGUAGGUGAAGCCUUAUCUUAUAUGAUUCAACAAGCUCAAGAACAAGGUUUAAUUAUAGGUUUUCAAACAGCAGAAGGAGACAAACUUAUAAGUCAUUUGCAAUUUGCAGACGACACUUUAAUUUUCAUGGAUGUUGAGCAGUUGCCAACAACUUAUUUGGGUCUGCCUUUGGGUGAUAAAAGCGGUGGUGUUGCAAAGUGGGAUAAGGUGAUUGAUAAGUUUAAUGCUUGUUUACCAGGUUGGAAGAAGCCACAUUUAAAUAGAGCUGGAAAAAUCACUCUUAUCAACAAUGUUCUUGCAAGCUUGCCCGUGUACUACGUGUCCCUUUUUGUUAUGCAUGUUUCAGUUGCAAAAAAAAUUUGA
Messenger RNA from Papaver somniferum (opium poppy), 1062 nucleotides. RefSeq lists its product as uncharacterized. Gene Ontology annotation, molecular function: catalytic activity. The transcript has 4 exons. The coding region runs from base 1 to 1062 and encodes 353 amino acids. NCBI's taxonomy places the organism in Eukaryota, Viridiplantae, Streptophyta, Magnoliopsida, Ranunculales, Papaveraceae. The record is from RefSeq and is a predicted model, not a curated record.